This is a messenger RNA of Purpureocillium takamizusanense, 1134 nucleotides long. It is a transcript of the gene CON7, whose product is annotated as C2H2 finger domain transcription factor con7. The transcript is spliced from 4 exons. The record is from RefSeq and is a predicted model, not a curated record. Bases 1 to 1134 code for a protein of 377 amino acids. Gene Ontology annotation, biological process: regulation of DNA-templated transcription. NCBI's taxonomy places the organism in Eukaryota, Fungi, Ascomycota, Sordariomycetes, Hypocreales, Ophiocordycipitaceae.
AUGGACCGCGGCGCACCCGAAUACUCGCAGUCAGGUUUGCCCUCGCCCUAUCCCAGCAACUUCGGCGACGCCAAUUCUGAAGGUUCGUCGGCAGAUCACGCGUCUGCUGCUCACUACCCCGGCAAACAAGAAGUCAACUACCCGACCUCGGCCACUCCCACGUCUGAGUACGGUGUCUACCCUCCGUCGGCGCGUUCAGGAUCCUUCCCGGAGCACAUCCAGCGGUCCUACCAGCAGGCUAGCACUACCACCAACGGCGGCGGUAUGGCUCAGCAACAGAACAGUCCGUCCUUGCCCCAGCAGGAUGGGCGAAUCCAUCAAGCCCAUCCGGUCAAUUCUGACAGCGAUGUACCUAUAGAUCCGUCCAUCGCGGCGCCCAGUCCAACAUAUCCCUACGGGCAGCAUUCUCCAUACGCGCCCAACCCUGACAUGACGCACAGCUACUCUCAUCCCAGCAGCAGCAUGUACGCUCAACCGCGACCGGACUGGACAGGGUACGGGCAACAUGGAGGACCUCCCCUUACACCGGGCCACCCAGUCUACGCCCAGCAGCCCGCGUCGGCACCGCCUCAGCAGAGGCCGAAUCAGGUAUACUCUUUCGUCCCCAUUCCCGGCGCCCAACAGCACAAGCGGCCCCGUAGACGAUAUGAGGAAAUCGAGCGCAUGUAUAAGUGUGGCUGGAAUGGCUGCGAGAAGGCCUAUGGCACUCUCAACCACUUAAACGCUCAUGUGACUAUGCAAUCGCAUGGUCCCAAGCGGACCCCUGAAGAGUUCAAAGAAAUCCGCAAAGAGUGGAAGCAGCGCAAGAAGGAAGAAGAGGCUCAGCGCAAGGCCGAAGAGGAACGUCAGCGACAGCAAGCGGCGGCUGCAGCUGCACAGAACGGCGGUGGUGAGCCUCAGGGCCCGGACGGCACACCCACUUCUACGUACGGUUCGCGACCUGUGCAGCUUCCUCCCAUCGGCUACCAGCCGGCACAGUAUCCCGCGCCUCCAUCUGGUGGCGUCCCUCAACAACCGUUGCCUGAUUACGGCACGAGCCACAUGUACCCCAGCUACCAGCCUCACUCGCCCUACGGCCAGCCUAACCAGAACAUGUACAGUCAGUCAAACGGCGGGCAGCCCCCUAGCCACUAG